UCAAUGAUCAUAAAUUUAUUCUCUUUGAAUUCAUGUAUUCAUAGCUCACUCACAUGAAAGAUUUCUCCGCCAAAUAUGCAGUCAGGUGAUAUCCCGGUGUACCCUUCCAUGCCGGCCAAGGCUCCCUUGCCUCUACCCGGGACCGUGUUGGUUUCCAAGUCCGGACAUGCCGUCACCGGCAAACGCCGCCGUGAGGACGAUCCGAUCGUCUCCUAUUCGGAGGCCGUAGAUGUGUCGGCACCCAAGAGACAGGCGAAGGCCCAUGACGUGCUUUUUAGAAUCGUUGUGCCCUCGAAGCAGAUCGGGAAGGUUAUUGGCAAAGUCGGUUGCCGAAUUCAGAAGGUUCGUGAGGAGACCAAAGCUACAAUCAAAAUUGCGGAUGCAGUCGCGCGGUACGAAGAACGUGUUAUCAUUAUAAGUUCAAAGGACAAAGAGAAUACGGUUACUGAUGCGGAGAUAGCACUCCAGCAAAUUGCAGCACUGAUAUUAAAGGAAGAUGGUACAAGCAUUGAGGAGCUAAAAGUUGGAACAGGGCAUGUGGCUGCCAAUACUAUAAGGCUCCUUAUUGCUGGAUCCCAAGCAGGUUCUUUGAUUGGUGCCUCAGGUCAAAAUAUUGAAAAAUUAAGGAAUUCUUCUGGUGCGUCAGUUACAAUCCUUGCCCCAAAUCAGUUACCUCUUUGUGCGUCUGCUCAUGAAUCUGACCGAGUGGUGCAGAUAUCAGGGGAUGUUCCUGCAGUUUUGAAGGCUCUUGAGGAGAUAGGCAAUCAGCUAAGGGUAAAUCCUCCUCGGCAAGUCAUUUCUGUUAGCCCAACAUAUAAUUAUAAUGCAAUACAUCCGCCACAGUCAUAUAUGGAUCCAACCUCAGUUAAUUAUGUAACCUUUGAAAUGUUGAUAUCGGAGACGUUGGUGGGUGGGUUGAUUGGGAUUGGUGGCUUCAACAUAUCAAGAAUCAGAAAUGAAUCUGGCGCAACAAUCAAGGUUUGUGGUGGAAGAGGUGAACAAAAUUACAGGCAAUUACAAUUCGGUGGAAGUGCUGAACAGGUAGCAUUGGCUAAGCAGAGGGUUGAUGAAUAUAUUUAUUCUCAGUUGAUGCGACAAGCUGGUGUUCAACCGACAGCUCUGCAGAUGUGGUAAAUCUCAAACAUGGAGGAAUUAUUACUUUAUAAUGCCAACAUCUGUGCAUGGGAAUCUCUGAAGAACAGCUCCUACAAACAUCAAUCUGAUGACUGAGUAGUGGAGAUGUGAGUACAGUUGAUGAAGUCAAAUAAUGGUUUUUUUUUUUAAAUUUUUAUAAUUAUUUUAUUUUUAAGUGUGACAUAUUGUAAUUGUGGAAAAUAGUUGUCUGAAUAUUUUCUAUACUAACAGCUUAAAGGUUUCUAUAGCUAUAAAAGGCUGAUAGGAAAAGUUUGGCCUUCAGCUCUGAGUCCUCAAUCUU
Molecule: messenger RNA, 1435 nt
Organism: Cucurbita moschata (crookneck pumpkin)
Lineage: Eukaryota; Viridiplantae; Streptophyta; Magnoliopsida; Cucurbitales; Cucurbitaceae
Product: flowering locus K homology domain-like
Exons: 9
Coding region: 76-1134 (352 amino acids)
Biological process (GO): regulation of gene expression
Cellular component (GO): nucleus; cytoplasm
Molecular function (GO): mRNA binding
Source: RefSeq, a predicted model, not a curated record